Hymenoscyphus albidus is the source of this 762-nucleotide messenger RNA. The record is from the annotation of a GenBank genome assembly. Lineage: Eukaryota; Fungi; Ascomycota; Leotiomycetes; Helotiales; Helotiaceae.
AUGGAUCCGGAUCCUAGCAUACUUCUCCCGGACCAACCCGAUAGCUCUGUAGCACAUGUGGCACCAAAUUUCUCGGGCUUUCGAACGCUUCCACCUGAAAUCCGGAAUAAAAUCUGGAAAUCAGCUCUCCUGCCACGUCUUAUUACAAUUACCCCGAUACUGAGCCAAGAGGAUGCAACUUGCGAGGUUAAGGUAGAAACACAGCGGGUGGAGCUUGUAUGCGUGUGUCAAGAGUCUCGUGCUGAGGUUUUGAAGCAUUAUAAGCAUGUCAGGUUUAAUGGUGAUAAUGGGGCUACUACCUUGAUCAAUUGGUCCUGGGACACGGUUUUUUUACAUCUCCCUGAUGAAUCGGUGGACGUGGAUAAUACGAUAACCUUCCUUGGAGACACAUUUCAAUUGGUGCAAACACUCGCAAUUCGAAUGAGAACCCAUGUCUUCUGGGGAUUUCCGGAAUUUUUAAGACAAGCUCGUCACCUCCAGAGUUUAAUCUUUGUCGAUGAACCAGAGAGAGAUCCUCUCCCGCAAAAUGUGAAUGGUCACCUUUAUUUGAUGGAUCUUGGAUCUUUGGGCUUUGUUCGAGGGUGUAAUGUGGAUCCUUACGGCGAAUACCGGUUUUUCCAGGAGGAUAUUUGGACUACCCUUCUAGAAUGCUACCAAGAUGAACGGUUUGGCCUAAGGUACUGGGAGAUGCCACAGAAAACUAUUUCAUGGGUGAAGGAUCUGAAUAACAUUGGGGAGUGUUUGUUACUCCCAGUCACGUGA